UAAACCCUACACCCUUUUACCUUCUCUCUGUCUGAGGAACUAUGGGGUUUUUCGACCUUAACAUUCCGUACGCCGAUUCGACGCCGCCCAACAAUGCGACAUCCGCCGCCACCAAAUCCACGCGCAUUAAAAUCGUGAUCAAAGCGAUGGAGCUGGGUUACACGGGGAUCGCAUACGACCGUACGAUAAAGGGCGUCAUGUCUGAUCGCCACCGUUGCUCAAUCCCUCUCCUCACCCUCUCCUCUCUGCUCAAAAUCGCCCCCUUUCUCUCCUCUUCCGUCAACUUCCACCGCGACCUCCUCGGCGUCCCUCGCUCCUCGCCUUUCCGCCAGUACACGCGCCUCACCGUCUGCGUGGACACCGCGUCGCAGUCACAAGUGUUAAAUUCGGGAAAUCCGAUAUUGAAGACGUACGACAUCGUUGCGGUUAGGCCGUUAAAUCAAAAUGCUUUUGAUCACGCAUGCGAAAAAGCCGAGGUGGAUAUAAUUUCAAUUGAUUUCUCAGACAAGGUGCCAUUUCGAUUGAAACUGCCUAUGGUUAAAGCUGCUAUUAAGCGUGGGGUUUACUUUGAAAUUACGUAUUCUUGUCUUAUUGUGGAUGUUCAACUAAGGAGGCAAAUGAUAUCCAAUGCUAAGUUGCUGGUGGAUUGGACUCGAGGAAAGAAUCUCAUAUUUUCUAGUGCUGCAUCUUCUGUAUGUGAAGUCAGAGGACCAAAUGAUGUUGCAAACUUAGCAUCUUUGCUUGGUCUCUCUAUAGAACGAGCUAAAGCAGCUAUUUCCAAAAAUUGUAGGAGUCUUCUGAUUAAUGCUUUGAGGAGAAAGCACUUCUUCAAGGAGGUCAUCAGAGUUGAAGCGGUGUCAUCUAGUGGGCCAUUUGACUCUGAGAAACCUGAGUCUGCGGACUGGCUUAACUGGGAUCCGAUCUCUAGUGGUGAAGGUGAUUUAUUGCUGGAUGACAUGGCAAAGUCCUUCUCUGCCUCCAGUAAUGUAUCUAAAGCUGUGAAAGUCAUUGAUUUUGAUUCUGUUAUUGACAACAUGCCAUCACAUGGCUUCCAAGUUAAGGAUUUGAUACCUGGAACUAAGACUGCCUCCCAGUCACUGGCAAAAUUUACAAACAUUUUGGCUACUACUGAGCCAGUUGAGUUAUCCAUUACAACUGAUCGGCUGUCUGAAAAGCCCAGCAAGCUCAAUCUUCUUUGUGAAACAGACAAGGCUUCACUAGAUGAUACACCUUCAGAACAUUUAACCUCUUUAUCUGCGGAUUCUCAAAAGUUACACCUGGCAAAAGAUGCUACAAAAACUUCAACUGAUUCUGAGGAAGUGGUAACUAAUACAACCACAAUUGAGGAAGAACCAGAGACUCAUAAUGGCUCAGGUGUAGUAUUUGCCUCAGUUGAAACUGAAAGUCUGGGUCUGCAGUCUGACAACUGUAUUCCUGGUUAUGAACAAAAUGCUGCGUUACUAAAUGAGAAUGUGAGAAUUGAGGCAUCAGGCAAUGCAUUAAAUGCUGUAAUGCUAAAUGAGAAUGUGACAUCUCAGACAUCAGCCAUGGAUAUUGAAUCAGAUGCUGCUUGUAAUGCUGCUAGUUUGGAGAUUUCUCCUCCAUCUGAGGAUAAUAAUUUACCUUCUAUUCAGAAGAAAGAUUCUAAGAGUUCAAAAGGUUCUGAUGUUAAUUUUGGUGCAGAGACUAUUAAGGUGGAUGAUGUUGUAGUCCGUAUGGAUAUAGGUAUUGAACACCAGGAAAAUGCAUCUUUGGUUGAUAAUAUUUUGGAAAGCAUGUCAUUGAGGGGUCCUGAAGAUGAUGCAGUUAUUGCUGAUCAAAUUUCAUUUCAGUGGUCUAAUGAUGAGAUGGGAGUUAAGGAUGACUCUGUGGUGGCAAACCAUGAAAACCAAGUGGAGUUGGUGAUGGGAGAGCAAAAGCUUGCAGAAGAUGAUGACAGAAUGAAUGAUCCUUCCUCAGUCUUUAGGGAUGAGUCUUUGCCCAAAGAUGUCCUUGAGAGAGAACUAACCACAGUACCUGAAGAUGAUGGAGGUCUUGCGGAUUUGAAUCCUUUUCCAGAGUCCAAUGAGGAGAUGAAAGCUAAGGACAUCACUUCAACUACAACUAAUGAGAUCCAAGAGGUGGCAUUGGAAGGGCAAAAGCGUGGAGAACAUGAUAGCAAAAGUAAUGAGCUUCUUUUAGGCCAGCGUAGAUUAGGGAAACUGAGCACUAGCCGGAGGACUCCUCAUCGAGUUCAUUUAUUUCCCUUACGGCGUAACUUAAAAACUGUUCUGCGCUUUGCUACUCUGCCUAGUAUCUACUCUAGGCCCAGAAAUGGAGAAACUGCUCCAAGCCCAAAUGAGGGCCAUUUAAUGUUGUGCUUCGUCUAAACCCGCAACCAGAAUCCAGAAUGUUCUAGCGCAU
Messenger RNA from Theobroma umbraticum, 2403 nucleotides. RefSeq names its product Polymerase/histidinol phosphatase-like protein (gene GAF1). Gene Ontology annotation, molecular function: RNA binding. Lineage: Eukaryota; Viridiplantae; Streptophyta; Magnoliopsida; Malvales; Malvaceae. Gene Ontology annotation, biological process: tRNA processing. Gene Ontology annotation, cellular component: nucleolar ribonuclease P complex. The record is from RefSeq and is a predicted model, not a curated record.